Molecule: messenger RNA, 927 nt
Organism: Pseudopipra pipra
Lineage: Eukaryota; Metazoa; Chordata; Aves; Passeriformes; Pipridae
Gene: NDUFV2
Product: NADH:ubiquinone oxidoreductase core subunit V2
Exons: 8
Coding region: 27-866 (279 amino acids)
Biological process (GO): mitochondrial electron transport, NADH to ubiquinone
Molecular function (GO): NADH dehydrogenase activity
Source: RefSeq, a predicted model, not a curated record
GGCGCCGUGCCGCGGCGCGCCGGCGCAUGCGCGGUGCGGGUCUCCUUGGCGGUGCAGGAGGGCGAGCUGCGGGCCUGCAAGGAGAGAGAUCGGGACAAGGAGAAGGAGCGGGGGUCGCCGCCGCCGCCGCCAUGUUCCUGUGCGCUCCCCUGCGCGCCGCGGCCGCACGCUCGGUAAGACAGGUCCGAUACCUGCACAGAACAGCAGCACAAAAUGCCACUGGAGCCUUAUUUGUGCACAGAGAUAGUCCUGAAAAUAAUCCAGAUACUCCGUUUGAGUUCACACCUGAAAACCAAAAGCGAAUAGAAGCGAUCAUAAAAAACUACCCAGAGGGACACAAGUCUGCAGCUGUCAUGGCAGUACUGGAUUUGGCCCAAAGACAGCAUGGAUGGUUGCCCAUAUCAGCUAUGAACAAGGUUGCUGAAGUUUUGGAAAUGCCUCCCAUGAGAGUGUAUGAAGUAGCAACCUUCUAUACCAUGUACAACCGCAAACCUGUUGGGAAAUACCAUAUUCAGGUCUGCACUACCACACCGUGCAUGCUGCGGGACUCCGACAGUAUUUUAGAAGCCAUUAAGAAGAAACUCGGUAUAAAAGUUGGGGAAACAACACCUGAUAAACUCUUCACGCUGAUAGAAGUGGAGUGUUUAGGUGCGUGUGUAAAUGCACCAAUGGUACAAAUAAAUGACAAUUACUACGAAGAUUUGACACCCAAAGAUAUUGAAGACAUAAUUGAUGAGCUAAAGGCUGGCAAAGUUCCCAAGCCAGGCCCAAGGAGUGGACGUUUUUCUUGUGAGCCAGCUGGUGGCCUUACUUCUCUGACUGAACCACCCAAAGGACCAGGCUUUGGAGUUCGAUCUGACCUCUGAGCAUUUUUGUAAUAUAAGAUGAACUGUCUGAAAAUAAUAAAGUAUCUGUAAUCUAAGUAAA